Nicotiana attenuata is the source of this 1474-nucleotide messenger RNA. Its product is annotated as 1-aminocyclopropane-1-carboxylate oxidase homolog. The record is from RefSeq and is a predicted model, not a curated record. Lineage: Eukaryota; Viridiplantae; Streptophyta; Magnoliopsida; Solanales; Solanaceae. The coding region runs from base 186 to 1310 and encodes 374 amino acids. The transcript has 3 exons.
AUUAAGGAGGAUGCCUCGUGUUCACAAAAAUAUAACUUAACAAAUGCAGUAUCAAAUCUAACCAGUAUGAUGUAUCACUAUACAUCUAAAUGUUCUCUUCCUCUUUUCUUUCCUCCAUCUGAAAUAUAUACCCUCUCAACCUUUGAAAUAUUUUUUUUUAUCAAACUAAGAACUUGAGCAAAUAGAUGGCAGUCUCUAGCACAGAUGAUUUUCAGGACAGAGUUCAGGAAAGUUAUGACAGAAUGAGUGAGUUAAAAGCCUUUGAUGAUACUAAGGCCGGUGUCAAAGGGCUUGUCGAUGCUGGAAUUACUAAGGUGCCUCGAAUAUUCAUCCAGCCAACACAAAUCCAGGAGUCCUUAAAUAGCUGCGCGACAAAGUUCAUUUUUCCAGUGAUAGAUCUUGAAGGCUUUGAUAAAGAUCCAAUGAAGCAUAAAGAGAUUGUGGAAAAAGUUCGAGAUGCAUCGGAGACAUGGGGUUUCUUCCAAGUGGUUAAUCAUGGUAUUCCAUUAUCUGUCCUUGAAGAAAUGUUGCAAGGAACACGGCGAUUCUUUGAGCAAAAUAUUGAGAUUAAGAAACAAUUUUAUACGCGAGAUAAUACCAAAAAAGUCGUUCAUGUUAGCAAUUUUGACUUGUAUAGGCCUUCUGUUCCAGCUGCAAAUUGGAGAGACUCAAUUUUCUGUUUGAUAGCUCCUAAUCAUCCUAGUCCAGAAGAAUUGCCCACAGAAUGCAGGGAAAUACUAAUGGAGUUCUCUAAGCAUGUCAUGAAAUUGGGCAUAUCCUUAUUUGAAUUAUUGUCUGAGGGUCUUGGUCUCGAUCUAUCUCAUCUUACAAAUAUGGAUUGUGCUGAGGGACUACGCGUUUUGGGUCAUUACUAUCCAGCAUGCCCUCAGCCAGAACUCACAAUGGGCACUAGUAAACAUUCUGACAAUGAUUUUAUCACAGUGCUUCUGCGAGAUGAUAUUGGAGGACUACAAGUUCUUCACCAGAAUCAGUGGGUCGAUGUCCCUCCUACGCCUGGUGCACUUGUGGUGAAUAUUGGAGAUCUUAUGCAGCUGAUAUCAAAUGACAAGUACAUAAGUGUUGAGCACAGAGUAUUGUCAAAUAAAGUUGGACCAAGAAUAUCAGUUGCAUGUUUCUUCUACACCAGUUCAUUGCCAACUUCCAAGAUUUAUGGGCCAAUUAAGGAAUUGUUAUCAGAAGAUAAUCCUCCAAAAUAUCGCGCAACCACAGUGAAAGACUAUGCUGAUUACUUCUGCGAUAAAGGUCUAGAUGGAACUUCUGCAUUGUUGCACUACAAGAUCCAGCCAUAGUAAUGUAAUCAUGGAAAGUAGGUUAGGAGAAUCUAAUUUUCAUGUUCUAAAGUAAGAUAUUUCUUAUGUUUAAGCUUCACAGAUGGUGAAAAGAAGCACUUUUAUUAUCUUUAUGGAUGAUUAUAUUUUUGACUAAUCUAUUCGAAAAUUGAGCGUGAUAUAUU